Cannabis sativa is the source of this 1209-nucleotide messenger RNA. RefSeq lists its product as uncharacterized. Gene Ontology annotation, biological process: DNA integration. NCBI's taxonomy places the organism in Eukaryota, Viridiplantae, Streptophyta, Magnoliopsida, Rosales, Cannabaceae. The transcript has 2 exons. Bases 1 to 1209 code for a protein of 402 amino acids. Gene Ontology annotation, molecular function: nucleic acid binding. The record is from RefSeq and is a predicted model, not a curated record.
AUGAAGAUCGAGUGCUUACAGGCUUAUAGCGACUCCCAGAUUGUCGUAUGCCAGAUACACGGAGAAUAUCUGGCCAGAGGAGGGCGUUUGGCUAAGUACCUCGCCAUAACAUGCGAGUUGUUGCAGAAAUUCAAAAAGGUGGUUGUCUCCCGAAUACCACGUGCUCAUAACUCACACGUAGACGCUUUGGCCCGCUUGGCCUCAACAAGAGAAGCUGAAUUGCUCGAUGUAAUUCCUGUCAAUAUGCUAACUCACCCAACGGUGAUUCGAGACGAAGUGAUGGAGAUAGGCAUGGCUAGAGGAGUCACAUGGAUGACUUCGAUAGUGAAUUACUUGGAAAAUGAGGUCUUGCCUGAAGGCAAAAUAGAAGCAAGAAAACUGGGAUAUCGAGCUGCUCGAUAUGUCAUUUAUGAUGGAAGACUUUAUCGCAGAAGCUUCAGCCAACCGCUACUCAAAUGCAUUGACGGGGAGGAGUGCGAUUAUAUCCUCCAUGAAGUGCACAGUGGUAUCUGCGGAAACCAUACUGGCGGUAAUUCUCUCGCCUUAAAAAUCAUGCGGCAAGGAAAAUGCGACAAGUGUCAGCGUAUAGCUACAUAUGUCAACCAACCUCCGAGUCACUUGCACUCCAUUACGAGUCCUUGGCCCUUCGCGGUCUGGGGCAUCAACCUAAUAGGAGAGUUACCCAAAGGAAAAGGCGGAGCCAAAUACGCCGUGGUCACAGUUGACUACUUCACCAAGUGGGUUGAAGCAAAGGCACUUGCAACUAUUACAGCAGCCAAACUACGCGAGUUUGUUUAUAACUCCAUAAUCUGUCGAUUUGACAUCCCUUACAAACUCAUAUCGGACAACAGAAAGCAAUUCGAUUGUAAGGAAAUGCGACAGUUGUGUGAUGAGCUAGGGAUUGAAAAGGCAUUUUCGGCAGUCGCCUAUCCACAGAGCAAUGGGCAGACAGAAGCCGUCAACAAGAUAAUCAAACAUACAAUCAAAGGAAAACUUGAAGAGCGCAAGGGGGUAUGGCCAGAAGAACUCUCCCAAUUUUUGUGGUUGUAUAACACCACCCUCGAUCCACGACUGGUGAAACUCCUUUCUCGCUCUCCUAUGGAUGCGAAGCUAUGGUACCAGUCGAGGUUGGGACAGGUUCCCUACGAAGGGAUGUUUUCAACAUUGUCCAGAACAAAGAAAAACAAUUGCUCCACCUUGACCUUUUAG